AUGUCGUUCUUACAGAACUUUCAUCUAAGCCCUGGACAGACGAUAAAAUCUACCAGAGGUUUUAAAUGGAACACAGCCAAGAAUAAUAAGACUGGCAACACGGAUGCCAGUACUUUAGGAGAUGGAAAUGGGCUUCAAGCAAAUACGUUCAAUAGCGAAUUAAACUUACAAAGGUCUGAUGACGCGUUGCAGCAGCAGCAGCAGCAGCAGCAACAUCUGCAUCAGCAACAAUUCUCUACCCCUCAAAAACAAGCGACAAAUUUUUUCCAGCAAGGGAUUGAGCAUGGUCCAACUCCAGUUACAGAUUUCAAUUAUACUCCAUCUCAUCAACGUCCAUACAUACAACCCACGUCAGGCACUGUGGUCUCGUCCCACCAGGAUUUAAGGCAGAUUGUAGAAACGACGCUUGGAUCUAAGGGUGUUUUAAAUCAAGCAGUGAAGUUACCGAAGGGAGAGAAUAUUGAUGAGUGGAUCGCAGUGCAUUGCGUGGACUUUUACAACCAGAUCAAUAUGCUAUAUGGGUCAAUCACGGAGUUUUGCUCGCCACAGACUUGUCCUAGAAUGAUAGCCACCAACGAGUACGAAUACUUGUGGAAUGUUCAUCCUGGAAAACCGCCAGUAUCACUACCAGCACCAAAGUACGUGGACUAUCUAAUGAAGUGGUGCCAGCAGCAGUUUGAUGAUGAAAAUUACUUCCCAAGCAAGCCAGGGGUUCCUUUCCCAAAGGAUUUCAAAGAUAAUAUCGCAAGACCUAUAUUAAAGAGAUUAUUCAGAGUAUAUGCUCACAUCUACUGCCAUCAUUUCAACGAAAUCCUAGAACUUAAUCUACAAACUGUUCUUAAUACCAGCUUUAGGCAUGUGUGUCUCUUCUCGGAAGAGUUCCACAUUUUAAAAACUAACGACUACGGACCUUUGCUCGAGCUUGUCACCGAAUUCAAAGACAGAUAA
This is a messenger RNA of Kluyveromyces marxianus DMKU3-1042, 948 nucleotides long. RefSeq names its product Mob1p (gene MOB1). The record is from RefSeq and is a predicted model, not a curated record. Gene Ontology annotation, biological process: positive regulation of protein phosphorylation; signal transduction; cell division. Gene Ontology annotation, cellular component: cytoplasm; nucleus. Gene Ontology annotation, molecular function: protein kinase activator activity. The coding region runs from base 1 to 948 and encodes 315 amino acids. The transcript is spliced from 2 exons. NCBI's taxonomy places the organism in Eukaryota, Fungi, Ascomycota, Saccharomycetes, Saccharomycetales, Saccharomycetaceae.